UGCGAGCUAGCUGGAGGGAAGCCACGAUGCCAUGGAUCCAGACGCUUAUCUCAAGAAACACCACCUGCUUACCUACGUAGAGGACGCUGUGUGCCUGCUCUUGGCACGCAAAGACGAAGACCCCAAAACUAAACCGUUUCAGCUUCUCGCCGGCUACUUCAAAAGUGUCCUGGAUGACUCCCAAGUUGUCUUUCGAGAGUACAACUUCAUCUCUUCCACACCUCGCAACAGAAAGGCCUUUGUUAGACUUAUCUGGCAGACAUACAGCGGCGUACCAGAGGCUAGAGAGCCCAUGAGGCUGGCUGAGCUACACUCGCUCGUCCGACUCCUCUGUGCUGAUUUUCCUCUCGGGGAAACGGAAAAGGUGGCACUGCAUGAACACAGCGGAGCUGGAGGAAUCUUAUCUUUCCCAGACUUUAUGUACACGUUUCAAAUAACCUUUUACUUUGACUGUUUCCUGGGACACCUCAAGUCCAUGUUGCCAGGUCUACUAACUGGUGCCUACAUCCCGCCACUAUAUGGCCAGUUCACAGCAGUGGUGGUACCUCUCCCUCCUGCACCAAAUAACACAUCUUCAAACAGUCCUUCCAGCACUUCGAAAUCCAUCCAUGGUGUGGAGACUGAGGCCAAUGAAGCUAAAGUAUGCAGCAGGACUGUUGAAGGUGGUGUAUUCCUUGAGGCAGCGUUGGGACUGUGUCGUAGAAUGGGGGAGAGAGAGCCAGGACAGAGCUACCCAAGCCAAGAAGCCUUGAAGGAGGUGCUGAGUGGGGUAGAGCAGCUAUCACUCAAUGAGUUCGUAGUAAAACUCUCACUGAGUGAGACUAUCAACAGAGAGAUUGGAGUGCUACCUGUCUGCAAACGGAUUUGA
This is a messenger RNA of Geodia barretti, 868 nucleotides long. NCBI's taxonomy places the organism in Eukaryota, Metazoa, Porifera, Demospongiae, Tetractinellida, Geodiidae. The record is from the annotation of a GenBank genome assembly.